GUAUAUUUGACACGACGCACGGAGCCAAUCGGCCCAGAUAUUGGUGAGACAUUUCAUCCGAUCGGACGACUCAGGAUGAUUCUGCUGCUUAUAAUUAUCUCGGCACUCGUCAGUGUUUGGCUCUACUAUCAAGCUCACAAGCAAAGAUACAAAUUCGCGGAAAGUAUUCCUACGGCCAAACCAUGCUAUCCGUUAAUUGGCAAUGGGCUGAUGUUUUUAGGCACAAGCGACGAAGAUCGAUUCGAUAAUUUGUUCAGUUCCAUUCGGCAAGAAACUCGUCUGAUGAAGCUUUGGAUCGGCCCGCAGAUGGUGAUAGGAACGUGUCAUCCGGAUCUGAUACAGAAAAUUCUAAAUGAUCCAAAUUGCAUUGAAAAGCCCUCCUUUUUCUACAAAUUUUUGCAUCUCACUGAAGGACUGCUCGUAGCGAAACAUGGGCUGUGGAGAUCUCAGCGAAGGGCACUGAACCCAACGUUUAACCUACGCAUCCUCCAUAGCUUCAUAUCGAUAUUCGAGGACUGUUGUCAGAACAUGAUUCAUCGGUUAGGUGAAAAAUCCGGAAUGACAGUCAACAUAUUCGACUAUAUUUCUGAGUGCACUCUGAGAAUGGUCUGCGGAUCUACGUUUGGAAUGGAUGAUUGGCGUGACGAGGGCGAACAUAAUUUUUUGUUUCACCUGGAGCGUGCUUUUGAACUUAUAGGGCGGAGACUUCUCUGUAUACAUUUACAAAUUCAACCGUUGUAUUUUUUCACACCCAUGUUCUGGCAAGAACAUUAUUCCCUACGUGUUAUGCGCAACUACUGUUCAAAGCUCAUUCAGGGAAGACGACAAAAACUUGAUACAUUUGAUCUCGCCAAAACUGACGAUGCGGACGGCUAUCGCAAGCCGCAAAUAUUUAUGGAUCAAAUUCUGUCAGCGAAAAAAGACGGUAAAUUGUUCGAACAUGAGGAAAUUUAUCACAAUUCGAUGACCAUGAUUGCAGCAGGAAACGACACAUCCGCUUUGACGAUUGCCCACGGGUGUCUUUGGCUUGCGAUGCACCCGGAAAUACAGGAUCGAGUGUACGCUGAAAUUAAAACCCACUUCCCUACGCAAGAGACAGGAAUUUCGCCAGACAAACUCAAACAGUUGGUGUACACUGAGAUGUUUCUGAAAGAAACACUUCGGUUGACUUCUCCCGCACCAAACAUUGCUCGGGAAACCCUUGCAGAAGUCGAACUAGACGGAAUCAAAAUUCCGAAAGGAACAACGAUUCUCAUGAGCUUACAUGCGCUGCAUCGUAGGCCUGAUCUUUGGGGAACAGACGCCGAGAAAUUUAACCCGAAUAACUUUAGCGAAGAAAGAUGUCAACAGCGACACCCAGCGGCGUUCCUGCCAUUCAGUGGAGGGCCCCGAAAUUGUAUAGGAGCCCGUUACGCAAUGAUAAGUAUGAAAAUCAUGUUGAUUUACUUGCUGCAGAACUUCAAACUAACCACGGACAUUCGAUCGGAACAACUACGAUAUAAAUUUAGUCCGACACUGAAAUUAGCGUUCGAUCAUCUUGUUCGAUUGGAAAAGCGCUACAUCUGCCAGGUCUCCUCGGCAGAGGUGGCCGGCAUUUUCGAGGCAACCACCAUCCCAUCUCCCAAGCCGCUGCUGGUCGUCUCCGAUUCUGCAAGUGCUAUUGAUGCCAUCGGACACAGUGGCAUUGCAGGGAACGAAGCGGCCGACCGAUUUGCCGGAAUCGGUCACAUCGGACCGUUUUUCACUCGGGAGGUGCCGCUUGAUGACAUGAAGUUGUGGAUCACCAACUCUUUCCGCAACUUCUGGUCCGAACAGUGGUUCGCAGAGAGAGGGCAGUUCCUCAGAAAGGUUAAGGGCUCGAUUGCAGGAUUCGAGGACGUUAAAAUGAUGCGAGAACAACGAAUCCUAUCUAGAUUGCGAACCGGCCACUGCUCGGUCUCGCACGGAUUCAGCGGAGGACCUUUCCGUCUACUCAGCGACCACUGCCAAAUCCACAACUCCGUCGAACAUUUCCUGUGUGGCUGUUCCAAAUUUGAUGAUCUGCGAAAUCGCUAUGGAAUCAGCGGGAGUUUGUUGCAGGAACAUCUGCCGUUCUGGGCCAAGGAUAUGUGGCCACCAUCCAGCCCCGAUCUUGAUCUACCGAAUUACUCCGUAUGGCGCGUCAUAACCCCACCCGAGUACAGAAAGCCUCAGACAAACAUUAACCCGUACCAGGAGAUAAAUGGACCCAGGCCACAUUAUUGGGACCUGCUGUUCGUUCUGGAAACCUGUAUCGUGGACGCAAUAAGUGCUGCAAUGAUAAUUGUGCUGACAUUUGUACUCUUGAUCCUGUUAUGGAUUAUCAAAACGUACACAAAGGAUCAAUCAUUUUUUGCUGCUAUUCCUGGUCCAAAACGAUACCCUUUGAUCGGAAAUUGGUGUACAUUUAUUGGAAAAUCACCAUCCGAACAAUUCGAAUUGAUGUGUAAACAUUUUACUUACUUCCCGACUUACUUCAAAUACGAAAUUGGACUGAAGAAAAUACUGUGCGUUUCUGAUCCGGUUAUGAUUCAGCAGGUUCUCAACAGCCAAGAUUGUCAGAACAAACCGUACAUUUAUAAAUUUUUGGACGUCGAUUAUGGACUUAUUUCCGCUCCCUAUUCCGACUGGAAGUUAUAUCGAAAAAUGCUCAAUCCUGCCUUUAAUUUGAACAUUCUUAUGAGUUUUAUACCUAUUUUCGAAGAAUGUUCGAAAACCUUGGUGGACAGUUUGUUGUCGCAUAACGCAGGCCCUGAGUUUGAUGUGUUUCACCAUGCAUCCAGAUGUACACUGGAAAUGAUUUGCAGAAGCUCGUUAGGAAGUGACGUCGCAGCGGAUCCACAAACGAUGAAGUUUUGUUCCUAUUUGGAAGAACUAUUCACACUAUUAGGAGAAAGGUGGCUCAAUCCAUUGAUUCAUAGUGACUGGAUGUACCGACUGACCGCGGCCUACUGGAGAGAAAGAAAAUCAAGGAGCAAUAUGGAGGAUAUAAUCGAACCGGUAAUACAACAAAAGAUGAAGAUUUCAAAGCAACGCAAAAACACGAACAAUCCGGAGGACGAGGAUACAGUUGUCCGAAAGCCGAUGAUAUUUAUAGAUCAACUGCUGAAUAUGGAACGAAAUGGUCAACAGAUAUCUCUCACUGAAAUUCAAAAUCAUAUCUACACGCUAAUAGUUGCGGGUAAUGAAACGUCAGCGCUACAAACUUCCUACGUCCUGCUAAUGCUUGCUAUAUUCCCCAGCAUCCAACAAAAAGUGCUGAAGGAAAUCGAAGAUGUAUAUGCGGGACAACCGACGCUAACUUAUGAAAGUUUACGCAAUCAACAGUAUCUUGAUUUGGUGAUCAAGGAAACUAUGCGAUUGUUUCCUGUUGCUCCUAUCGUCGGGCGCGAAACGAUCCAACCGGGUCGGAUCGGGAACCUUUCAAUACCAGCCGGUGUCACCAUUUUUAUGAACUUCUACACUCUUCACCGACGCCAUGACAUCUGGGGUCCGGAUGCCGAUCGUUUCGACCCGGAAAGGUUCCGUGAGGGGAACUUCAGCGCGAAGCAAUCGGCUUGCUAUUUUCCCUUCGGUGGUGGACCAAGAAAUUGUAUCGGAAACCGGUACGGGAUGCUAUCGAUGAAAGCAAUGGUGACCCACGUUAUUUGGAGGUACAAACUAACGUCCCAAUUGAAGCUGGAGAAGCUUUGUUUGUCGAUCGUUAUUACGUUGAAGAUUAUGGGGGGUCAUAUGAUUAGUCUAGUGGAAAGAAGUGAGCACAAUCAAUAGCAAAAAUUGUUGGAA
Toxorhynchites rutilus septentrionalis is the source of this 3804-nucleotide messenger RNA. RefSeq lists its product as uncharacterized. Bases 76 to 3789 code for a protein of 1237 amino acids. The record is from RefSeq and is a predicted model, not a curated record. NCBI's taxonomy places the organism in Eukaryota, Metazoa, Arthropoda, Insecta, Diptera, Culicidae. Gene Ontology annotation, molecular function: monooxygenase activity; oxidoreductase activity, acting on paired donors, with incorporation or reduction of molecular oxygen; heme binding. The transcript has 12 exons.